AGCUGGUGAGACGCUGCCACGCAUGCGCAUCAAGAACAGUUCCACCCUCCCACUAACGAUUGGCUCUUUUGUGCGUCUGUCGCCCCGGAAAGCCAAUAGGAAGCGAAGAAAACAAACGAGGCCGACUCGGGGAGCUUUUGAGUUUGGGCGGGCUGGGGAGCGGCGGUCAUUUUUCGCUUCUUCCUGCCCCGGCCAUGGCGGUGUUUCGAGACAUGGAAGAGGUGAGCCAGGGACUGCUGAGUCUGCUCAGCCCGAGCCGGGCCGGGGCGCGGGUGCGGCGGCUCCUGGGGCGGCAGGAGCGGAUGGUCGAGAAGCUGCUGGACACGAAGAAAAACAUCCACGGGCUCCUCUCAGAGGUCCUUUCUAUGGAGGAAGAUGUGGCCCAGAAACUUAUUGAUGAGGAAGAAACAGCACAACAUAUUGAAUCCAAGUUACAGAAAAUUGAAUCUGAGCUUCAGAAGACCAUUGAGAAGGAUGCCAGUCUAAAGACUGAUCUCCAUCUGUUGACAAAAGAGCUGGAAGAACUCAGAGAAAUGGAACAAGACCUCAUGAGGACAGAGGGAGAAAUCGAUGAAGAUUCAACUGUUGUUAUCCCUUCUGCUAUAUACCUGUCUCAACUUUACCAUCGAGUCAGUAAAAUUGAAUGGGAUUAUGAAUGUGAACCGACUAUUAUCAAAGGCAUUCAUCAUGGCCCCAACAUUGCCCAGCCUAUUCAUUUGGACAGUACCCAGCACUCUAAGAAGUUUAUCAGUGACUAUCUCUGGAGUUUGGUGGACACACAGUGGUGACCAUCCAGAGGCCUCAUCGUGUGUGGUGGUGGGGGUGACACCCCCCCCCCACGUGAAGUGGGAGGGUUUAGGAUGGGUAAUUGUAAAGUUCGUUUCAGCAAGAUGUGGUUUCCCUCAUUCCUUUAAAUUAGAUCUAUUUUUGCUUUUGCUUUGUAUAAGAUCAUGAUUGUUAACUCUGCUUUUUUUUUUUUUUUUUUUUUACUUCAGCUAAAGCAUAAUAGAUCCUGCUUUAGCCCUUCUCCACUUCAAGUGUGUUUCUUGUAAACAGUAUAUUGAAGGAUUUGGGUUUUUAUUCUAUCCUAUUAUCUGCUUCUCUUUCCCAUUAUUUCCCACAGUUAUGAUGACUGUAUUUCUCUCCUUCUCUCCUUUCACUGUUUCCUUCUUCACCAGUGUUACAGAGGAAUGUAGGGAGGAUUUGAACCCAUGGUUUCACUUAUAGUCAAGCUAGACCAACCUGUCAGCUCCCUGAGAAUAAAUGGCCAUUUGAGACUUCAAGUCUCCAGAUUAGGCUGCACAGAAAGGGCUACGCCAACAUUGGAAGCACCAUUAGCAAGGGCAGGUGCAGAAUCGUUUCUUAGCUUCUGCUUUGCUAUCCACUACUGCCAGAAGGUGGCACUAAGAACAAGGUCCUGGGUCUUCUUCUGUUCUUUCAGGAAUUUUAGGCAAAGCAGUAACUAGCACUUAGUCAGCACCAGCUAUGUGCCAGCUACAUGCAAACCUCUGGGGUUUAUUGUAUUUCUGUCAGCCCCCGUAGGACUUAGAGUCCUGGAAGAAUAGUAAUGAUUUAAUUUCCCAAAUGGCUCUCUGCCCCAACAGGGAAGCAAAGAAUUCAAGCCUAUCUCCCGGGACUGGGUGUUACAUUAAAAACUAAGCAUUUAAUGA
Molecule: messenger RNA, 1670 nt
Organism: Sarcophilus harrisii (Tasmanian devil)
Lineage: Eukaryota; Metazoa; Chordata; Mammalia; Dasyuromorphia; Dasyuridae
Gene: SPC24
Product: SPC24 component of NDC80 kinetochore complex
Exons: 5
Coding region: 195-788 (197 amino acids)
Source: RefSeq, a predicted model, not a curated record